AAGCGAUUAACACAUCAAGUGACUGGAAGGGUGGGAGUCUCUUUGUACUCCAUCUCUGUCCCACACUCUGCCUCUCACCUGUACCUACUGAACACUGUGGUGACACUCUCCAGGGCACAGUGGGAUUGAAGUGGUGGCGCAACCAAUUAUUGUGUCCACUAGGGGGCAGCAAUGACGGUGACCUACUCACGCAGGGUGGCAGACGCUGGCUUGGGAACCUUCUCCCGCCUGCUACUACGAUGGAGGGGCAGCAUCUACAAGCUUCUAUACAGGGAGCUGAUCAUCUUUACCGCUCUGUACUCCUUUCUUAGCAUCAUUUACAGGUUCUUACUGAGGGAUGAGGAGAAGCGAAUGUUUGAGAAGCUUACCCUCUACUGCAACCACUAUGCAGAACUCAUCCCUGUGUCCUUUGUACUGGGGUUCUACGUCACCCUGGUGGUCACGCGCUGGUGGGGACAGUUCGAGAGCGUUCCCUGGCCCGACCGCUUGGGGGCGCUGGUGGGAGGGCAUGUGCGGGGGGCGGAUGAUGCAGCCCGGCUCGUCCGGCGCACCCUCAUGCGUUACGCCAACCUGUCUGGCGUGCUCAUCUACCGUUCCGUCAGCACUGCUGUCUACAAGAGGUUCCCUACCAUGGAGCACCUGGUGCAGGCAGGCCUGAUGACAGCUGAGGAACUAAGGCAGCUGGAGGCCGUGCCCUCGCCCCACAGCAAAUUCUGGGUGCCUUGCAUGUGGUUUGUCAGCCUGGCCCUCAGGUCCCGCAGUGAAGGCCGCAUCAACAACGACGUGGCGUUAAGCGCUAUCCUCAAUGAGCUGAACACCCUCCGUACACAGUGCAUGAAGCUGUACAGUUAUGAUUGGAUCAGUCUGCCCCUGGUUUACACGCAGGUGGUGACAGUGGCCGUCUAUAGUUUCUUCCUGGCUUGCCUGAUUGGCCGCCAGUUCCUGGACCCUGCACAGGGCUACCCUGGCCAUGACCUGGACUUGUACCUGCCGGUCUUCACCCUGCUUCAGUUUUUCUUUUAUGCUGGCUGGCUGAAGGUUGCUGAACAGCUAAUUAAUCCAUUCGGUGAGGAUGAUGAUGAUUUUGAGACCAACUGGCUGGUUGAUCGAAAUCUACAGGUGUCGCUGUUGUCUGUGGAUGAAAUGUACGACAGUGUGCCUGUCUUGGAGAAGGAUAAGUACUGGAACGAGUCAGAACCUCAAGCCCCCUACACCACUGCCAGUGCGGAACACCGCAAGCCAUCAUUCAUGGGGUCUGCACUGGAUAUAAGUGUUCCCAAGGAGGAAAUGGAGUUUCAGUCUAACCUGCAGCAGAUCAAAGAGCAUGAGGCGGCCAACCACUCCACACCUCUGCUAGGAGGCUUGGGGCGGCUACUGGGGGUUCAGCAUCAGAGCUUUUCUCGCUCCUCCACCUCCUCAAGAAUGUCUCUACUGCGUCGCAGGCCUGGGGCCCCACUGGGGUGCUUUCCCCUCUAUCUGCACCCGGAGAGGCCCCUGGCCCCAGGCCACGCUUGCCCUGACCCUCCCCUUGAGCAGAACCUAGAGUACAGAUUCUCCUCUAUGCUGUUGCAUGAGCGACCCGGCUUCUACAGCUGUCCUCAAACGCCCAUCCAUUGUGUGCCGCCAGCUGUUCCCCGCCCACGACCCCCCCGGAGGCCUCAGACCGACUGGGACCACAGCUCCAGCUCACUCGCACCCACCUUGUUGGGCUCCCAGCUGUUGCCUCCUGACACACCAAGCAUUCAUCCACCUCCAUCAUCUGCCUUCCCAUGGCUGAGUGAGCAAGGGGAACCUUCCACUGGUCCCACCUUUUCCUUCCCAGAUCCUGUGCUUGAGCCAUGUCCGCUUCCUCUCCCUCUACCCAAGAUUAGGCCUACUCAGCUACGACAACCUCCACGCCCUCACUGCUCCCUGGACCCUAUUCCCCCCUCUGACACACAUCCCGGUCCCCCUAACACACCGGGAGAACAGUUCUUUUCAUUCACACCAUUUCGUGUCCCUGUCCCAAACUGCAACAUAAGUUCUGGCAGCAUCAAUACAAUCAACAGUUCCUCCUCCACCGCUGGUAGCCAUGGCAAUAUCUGCAGCCAAGGAAACUUUAACUGUGCUAGCAGCACCACCAGUAACGGUCUUGCCAAUAAUGUAAACCCUGUAUCGCCACCUUCUGCUUGUGUUCAACCAGCAGCCAAUCAGCAAGUAUCACCCAAGGACUCAGGGAAGCCAUUGGUUCACCAGGACCUUCUAGACAUGCUGGCUGGAAAUGGGGAGAGGGUAAGACCAACUGGUGGAAGGGAACAAAAAUAAGGAACUGAAUAGGUUGCAGUAGUAGGUGUACCCCUAGCCCAAUGAUUUGAUUGAAUCUUCCGCUCGCCCUAAGAAAGAAAUUUUACAAUACAUACAAAAGCUGCAGACCUGCCCAGAGGUGUAGUAGCGUAUAUAGGGAUUUGUGUUUUGAACAGCUCUAAGAUGCAAUGCUCUUAAACCACUGCCUACAACGUAUUACCAGCUGAAGAUAAACUAAGGUUUGUCCUAGAACCAUAGUUUUGUAAUCUUCCAAGUGUUCUGUCCCAGAAAGGACGAACUGUUAUUACACCGUUCUAAA
Messenger RNA from Paramormyrops kingsleyae, 2602 nucleotides. RefSeq names its product bestrophin 1 (gene best1). The record is from RefSeq and is a predicted model, not a curated record. Gene Ontology annotation, molecular function: chloride channel activity. NCBI's taxonomy places the organism in Eukaryota, Metazoa, Chordata, Actinopteri, Osteoglossiformes, Mormyridae.